This is a messenger RNA of Colletotrichum graminicola M1.001, 960 nucleotides long. Its product is annotated as NAD dependent epimerase/dehydratase. The record is from RefSeq and is a predicted model, not a curated record. Bases 1 to 960 code for a protein of 319 amino acids. Lineage: Eukaryota; Fungi; Ascomycota; Sordariomycetes; Glomerellales; Glomerellaceae. The transcript has a single exon.
AUGUCGAACGAAAUCCUCGUAACAGGCGCUGCUGGCUUCGUCGGCCAGGCCCUCGUCAGUGCCCUCAUCAAAGCCAACCCCGCUACGACCCUUACCAUCACGGAUGUCGUAGAGCCCCCAAUCCCGAUCGACGUGACCGAAGCGAGCAGCCGUAUCAAUUCACUCAAAGCAGAUCUCACGGACUCACAGGCGGUGAGCUCCUUGCUCUCAAAACAGUUCGGCGCAGUGUACCUGCUGCAUGGGCUCAUGUCUGGUGGCACGGAAGCAAACCUAGAUCUAGGUCUUAAGGUCAAUCUUGACUCGGUUCGGAAUGUCCUGGAUUAUCUCCGCGAGAACUAUCCCGGAACCACCGUCGUUUUCACCAGUUCAUGCGCGGUUUACGGCCCCCGGCAACCAGUCAUCGAAAGCGAGACGGUGCCAAAACCCAAGACAUCAUACGGCACCGAGAAGCUCAUCGUUGAGUUGUUACUGGAAGAUUACUCAAGACGCGGCCUCAUCGACGGUCGAAUUGUACGCCUUCCCACAGUUACUGUCAGACCUGGUGCCCCAUCCGCUGCAGCAUCUAGCUUCGCCUCCGGCAUCGUGCGUGAGUCUCUGAAAGGCAUCAAGAACAUCUUGCCCGUCAGCCGUGACCUCGAGGUCUGGGUCUGCAGCCCCGCAACAGUUGUCAAGAACCUCAUUAAAAUCAAGGAUGUGCCUAAGGAGAAAUUUGGUGACUCGAGGGUCGUAAAUCUUCCUGGGAUUACGGUUACGGUUCAGGAGAUUCUCGACGCAGUGGAAAAGGUUGGUGGCAAGGAGGCACUGGCGCAGGUGGAGGAGAAGAGUGAUCCUAAAAUCUCGGCCAUUGUAAGUACAUGGGCGGCUCGAUUCGAUGUCAGUAGAGCUUAUGGGCUGGGCCUAGAGCCUGACGGGUCGAUUUUAGACGCCGUUGAAGCGUUUGCGAAAACCUUGAAGGCAUGA